CGCUCCGGACACAUGGAGGGGCAGGGAGGAAGAAGGAGCUCAGACAGAGGCUGAUUAAAGCGGUCAGCAGUCACAGGUGGUGGUCUGUGUAAGGGACCGGAGAAUCGUUACAAAAUAUACCAUGAAGAACGAAGGCAUAGAAGGGACGGAGAGGUUUCUGAGCCCGGAUAAAGGCAGGGGCCUGCGGGCGGUGAGGCACUUCGCGGUGGGGGAGCUGGUGUUCGCGUGUCCUGCCUACUCCUACGUGCUGACCGUGAAUGAGAGGGGAGCCCACUGUGAGCACUGCUUCACCAGGAGAGAAGACCUUUUUAAGUGUGGUAAAUGUAAGCAGGCCUACUACUGCAAUGUUGACUGUCAGAGAGGUGAUUGGCCCAUGCACAAGCUGGAGUGUGUAGCGAUGUGUUCCUACGGGGAAAACUGGUGUCCAUCAGAAACAGUCAGACUGGUAGCAAGAAUCAUCAUGAAACAGAGAGCCACAACAGAGCGAACUCCCUCAGAAAGGCUGCUACUGCUUAAAGAGUUUGAAGCUCAUUUAGAUAAGAUGGACAGCGAAAAGGAGGAGAUGAACCAGACAGACAUAGCAGCGCUGCAUCACUUCUACUCCCGACACAUCAGUAACCUUCCUGAUGAACAGGCUCUCACGGAGCUAUUUGCACAGGUUAAUUGUAAUGGUUUUACCAUAGAGGACGAGGAACUCUCACAUCUGGGAUCAGCUGUUUUUCCUGAUGUAGCACUGAUGAAUCAUAGCUGUAGUCCCAAUGUCAUAGUGACCUAUAAAGGCACAGUAGCUGAGGUCAGAGCUGUUAAAGAGAUAAACCCUGGAGAAGAGAUAUUUAACAGCUACAUAGACCUGCUCUACCCUACAGAGGACAGGAAGGAGAGGUUGCUGGAUUCCUAUUUUUUCACAUGCCAGUGCACAGAGUGCACCUCCAGGUCUAAGGACAAGGCAAAAAUGGAGAUCAGGAAGCUGAAUCCUCCGCCAGAACCUGAGGAAAUCCGAUCCAUGGUCCGUUAUGCCAAAAAUGUCAUCGAAGAAUUCAGGCGUGCCAAACACUACAAAACCCCCAGUGAGCUGCUAGAAAUGUGUGAGCUCAGCCUGGAGAAGAUGGGAGCUAUAUUUGCAGACACAAAUGUCUACAUGCUGCACAUGAUGUAUCAGGCCAUGGGGGUGUGCCUGUACAUGCAGGACUGGGAUGGCGCUAUGAGCUAUGGAGAGAAGAUCGUUCAACCAUACAGUGUUCACUAUCCAGCGUAUUCCCUGAAUGUGGCGUCUAUGUAUCUGAAGCUAGGACGUCUGUAUUUGGGGCUCGAGAAGAAGACACAAGGAGUCAAAGCUCUGAAGAAGGCUCUCGCUGUCAUGGAGGUGGCUCAUGGAAAAGAUCACCAUUAUGUAGCUGAAGUCAAACGUGAAAUUGAGGAGCAGAAGUAAAGAAAGAGGAGCUGAAGGAGCAAAAAGAGUAACGAGAGUCCGCAAUGAGGGACCUCUCCAAAAGCAGCAACAACAAAAUACACAUCACAAAUGCAUGGCAUGCAUUGUUUCCCUCUUCAGUUUUUAAAUAUUUUUGUUCCCUCCGUUUCUUCUGCUUCUCUGUGAGCAGUCUUCACUCCUCAAAUCAUGGAUGAGGACCACGUUUUGUAUCUACAGCCGCCUACUUCCUGUCAGACCUGGAUAAAAAAUGGAGACAAAUUGGGGUUACAUUGUUUGAAUGAGAGGAAUACGGCAUCUGAUUUGUUUCUCGUCCAAACUUGAACUACAUUUAAAAUGUUGGUUUUGGUUUCUUUUCAUACAUUGAAUAAAAACAAAAUCCCAUCAGUGGGAAGAUGAAAACAUUUUUUUUUUAUGCAGCCUUUCUUAAGAUACAAAGCUUUUAUGUGAACGGUCUAUUUUCUGAAGCCCAAUUUUAUUUUUUCGUCCUUUUCCUGGUGAGUCUGAUUCAUUCACUGUGUUUUGUGGACCUGUCAAUCAACUGUUUCCUAUCCUUUUUCUUUGGCAGCAGUUAUGGCUACACAGCGUCGCCCCGGGGCAGUUGUUCAUGAUUUAAAAUUUUGUACAAAAAAGUGAACAGUUGUUACUCACAGCUGAUGCAUUUUUAAAUCCUCAGAUAUUCUGGCCUCUUUCGUUUAUGUCUAAACUGUGAAAAUAUGACCAUGCAUCAUGUACUCUGCAUUCUCCUCUCUGGGGCUACAAAGAACUAUUCCUUAAUGAAUAACAAGUAUCUUUUGCUCAUUUAGAAGAAGCAGGAAGUGUUGCAUGUUUGACUGUUCAUGUUUUCUUUGUGUGUGGCUCUUUUUCUUUUCUGUGUCUUCUACUGGGGCUUGUUGACCAAAUAGGCCACAGGUUAAACUGGCAAGGAACCAGCUAUUCAGUCUGUUCAGUGUAUCAUUAAAUCGGGGUGCUGAUAUGUGACCAGUUUGCCUCUUAAGUCACAGUGAAGACAUUGGUACUAUGAUGCUGGAUCAGAGUCCCUUUGCUCUCAGGAAUAAAAGGGGGCAGCACAGUAGCUUUUGUUGCCUUUUUGUCAAGAGAUGCAUUAUUGAACUUUGUUGGUAUUUUCUUCUUCCAGAAGCAGCAUCGAUGCAGAAAUUACCUAUACAGUUGUAGACAGGAUGGUAAAAUACACUAAGAUAGUAGGGUGUAUAGCUUUUACAGUAAUAAAGUAGAGGGUGUCAUCCUUAACUUUUACAUUUUAUUUUCAAGAAUUGGUGUAAUAUUUCAUACAAAGAGAAGUGCAUCUUUUAAUCUAAUUUGUGCACACUUGUAAGCUAAUUCAAACUGUAGUUUAAAACCGAUUGUAACAGUUCCACAUUUUAGGAAGUGCUACCUUUAGCAAGAAUGCUUGUCUUAAGUGUUUGUGGGUCAUUCAAACAGUAGUUGGAGUUUAACAAACCCCCAAAUGGGAGCUGUUAUAGAUCACAAAACUGUAGUUCUGCUUUAGGGUUGACUAAAAUGUAUAGAAAUACUAGGUGGCUGUAUUUAAGGUUUGUUGUUGGGAGGAAUACUUAAAAAAAUAAUUAAUGCAAAGAUUAUCACCAGGGCCUUUGUUGCACUCAGAUUUUGUAUUGAUUUUGUGACACAAUGAUGUCAAAUGGCAAAAAUGUAAGCACAUUUUAUUUCAUUUAAGCAGUUUCUGCAAGUGGACGCUUGGCCUUGUUGCCGUCUUCAUUUUGCACUGCCAGAACCGAUUCAGUUCUGUCGUUCUUUAAAUGCAUGUAGCUUCACUCUAUCUCGUUUACUGUGGAAACAGUUUAAUGCUUAACAUAAAGGUGGCGAACUGACAGUUGGAAAUAAACCAUUUUGAAGGUCAUUUUUGUAGCAAGCUGUGCAAACGUGACUCUGUCACCUGCAAAAAUGCAUCUAAAAGGUGCCUGCCUUACAGUUUUGCCUUGGUAACCCAAAAACACAGUUUGAGUAAUUUCACCUUCUUUAUUUUUGUGUUACUGCUAAAAGAAAUACACAAUGUAAAGAUGGGUUGUAGGCUUGUUUGCACAGGUCAGUAACCUAUGUAUCUAAACUUUCUAUUGGCCAGAAUUGAGCAUUGUGUUUAAUUUUGGUCAAAGACUCAGAAAAUACCGUUAUAUAUUUUCUGUUUUUACUCUGUCAGUAAAGAUAAAACCUGUGGCACCAAUAUUGAAACAGCAUGUAAGUCAGGCAAAGGGUAAUUGGAAGGCCACCUGCACACUGUUUUCUCUUCUUUCUGUAAUGAACUGUUAUCUUUAUCAGGCAUGAAUAUUAUUCUAUUGGAAUGCAUAAUUGAAAAAAUCUGAGCCUCUGGCUCUUUCUGUACCGUGUCGGUGGAAAUCAAUAAAUGACAGUAUCACACUUUGUUCUGUAUUCUAA
Molecule: messenger RNA, 3838 nt
Organism: Oreochromis aureus
Lineage: Eukaryota; Metazoa; Chordata; Actinopteri; Cichliformes; Cichlidae
Gene: smyd2a
Product: SET and MYND domain containing 2a
Exons: 12
Coding region: 122-1429 (435 amino acids)
Cellular component (GO): nucleus
Molecular function (GO): protein binding
Source: RefSeq, a predicted model, not a curated record